Aspergillus luchuensis is the source of this 1716-nucleotide messenger RNA. Its product is annotated as L-glutamate gamma-semialdehyde dehydrogenase. The record is from RefSeq and is a predicted model, not a curated record. Gene Ontology annotation, molecular function: L-glutamate gamma-semialdehyde dehydrogenase (NAD+) activity. NCBI's taxonomy places the organism in Eukaryota, Fungi, Ascomycota, Eurotiomycetes, Eurotiales, Aspergillaceae. Gene Ontology annotation, cellular component: mitochondrial matrix. The transcript is spliced from 4 exons. The coding region runs from base 1 to 1716 and encodes 571 amino acids.
AUGAAUUUCGUGUCAAAGCUCCGCAGUGUGCCUCGUGUGUCGAGUCUUACCACGGCCGGUGGUAAGAGGUAUCUAGGGGGCUUUGCCACCUUCAAAGUUCCUCCGAUUCGAAAUGAGCCUAAUCCAUCAUAUGCCAAAGGGUCGAACGAGCGUGCCAGGCUCCAGGAUGCACUGGACAAGCUGAAGAGCCAGGUCCCCGUUCAAGUGCCGCUCACCAUUGGAUCCACGGAGGUGUCUGGAAAUAAGAACAAGACUCAAGCAAAUCCUUCUGACCAUGCUUCCGUUAUCGCCAAUUAUUCCGAGGCAUCGGCCGAGCAGGUGAAUCAAGCCAUAGAGAGAGCUCUGGAGGCGAAGCCGGCUUGGGAAAAUAUGGCCUUCACGAAUCGAGCAGCUAUCUUCCUUCGUGCGGCAGAGCUUGUUGCCACGAAGUAUCGCUAUGAUAUCAUGGCUGCCACAAUGCUCGGGCAAGGUAAGAAUAUUUGGCAAGCGGAGAUUGAUGCGGCUGCUGAGACUGCCGACUUCUAUCGCUUCAACGUGCACUACGCAUCUGAGCUGUAUAAGCAGCAAAACACCAUGAAUGACACAGGAAUGUGGAAUCGCUUGGAAUAUCGUCCUCUGGAGGGCUUUGUCUAUGCUAUCAGUCCCUUCAAUUUCACCGCCAUCGGCGCCAACUUGAUUGCCGCGCCCGCUAUUAUGGGCAAUGUGGUUAUCUGGAAGCCAUCUGAUUAUGCAGUGUAUUCUGGCUAUCUUCAGCGAAAAAUCCUGGAGGAAGCGGGCCUUCCUCCCAACGUCAUUCAAUUCCUUCCCGGCAACGCGAAGGUUGUGACUGACACCGUGCUGGAGAACCCGAAAUUUUCGGGUCUUCAUUUCACUGGCUCCACUGAGGUAUUCCGUGAUCUAUAUGGCCAGGUUGCUGAUGGGGUUCGCGUGGGCCGCUACGAUAACUACCCACGGAUCGUCGGAGAGACUGGUGGAAAAAACUUCGGCGUUGUGCAUGGAAGUGCUGAUAUCCGCAAUGCGGUGGUUAACACAAUCCGGGGUGCCUUUGAGUACCAAGGUCAGAAAUGCUCUGCUACGUCCCGCCUUUACGUCGCGGAGUCGGUAUGGCCGGAAUUCAAAAGGCAACUUGUUUCCGAGACAGAGAAGUUGAAGAUGGGCAGUCCUGAGUAUUUUGAUAAUUUUAUUGGUCCUGUCAUCCACAAGCGUUCUUGGGAUAAGCUGACCGGGGUUAUCAAUAUGGCUAAGGAAGAUUCUUCGGUCACCCUGUUGGCUGGCGGCGAGACUGAUUGUACGAAGGGGUGGUUCGUACGUCCGACUAUUUUCCAGGUGGAGGACCCGUCGCACUCUCUAAUGAAGGAUGAGUACUUCGGCCCUAUCUUGUCUGUUUACGUCUACCCUGACAGCAAGUUCGAGGAUACUCUUUCUGAGGUGGACUCGAGCACCAAGUUUGGACUGACUGGCGCCAUAUUCGCCAGAGAUCGUUCGGCGAUUGAGACUGCUGAGAAGCAGCUGCGCCACUCUGCUGGUAACUUCUAUAUUAAUUGCAAAACGAGUGGCGCAGUUGUGGGCCACCAACCUUUCGGGGGUUCUCGUGCGAGCGGAACCAAUGAUAAAGCGACCAGCACCAACCUUGUUGCUCGCUUUGCGAGCAUUCGCAGCAUCAAGGAGGACUUCCAACUGACUGAGGAUGUUACCUACCCCUCUAACGAAAUAUAG